CCUACUAUCUCUCAAGGAGAUGAAAGUCCGGAUUAGUUUAUUAAGUUUCUUAUAAACUGCAGCAAUAAACUCAGGACAGUGAUUUACAAUCACUGCAGCAGUGUACCUCCUGGGACAGUGCACAACUUACCUCUCAGUUUUUGGCCUGUGGACUCAUGCUGAGCAGUCAGGUUGCUCGUAUCCUGGAUCUUAUCCAACAACUCCUCCCUAUGCCCAAUCAUACUUAUCCCCUAUCAUUGUGGCCUGGAAACUUCUCGCAAUCAGGAAAUAUUCUUCUUGUGAACAGACUAGCCUUAUGCGUGUCUUCUUGCAAUCACCAUUGUUUCACUUUCCCCUUUAUUUAAGGUUGUUGCAUCUGCUGUGACUGUUUGCCUAGGCUUCUACAGUCUUGCUUUUAGCCUACACAAGUAAACUUCAAAAUCAGGGCUUAGCUUUCAACAGCAGCAAGAUGUUUCUCCUGUGCUCCUAAUAUCUUGGUAUCAAGUUUUAUAUUGAUCUGUUUCUACGUUUUCCAAUCUUGCUGUGUUAUCAAGUAGAGGCUUAACGAAGCUCUCUGCUGUUAAUCUUAUGCCAGUGAUAACGAAGGAAUAGUUGGUAUAUGUCCAAGUAAGAAUGGUCUGUGACCUGGGGAAUUUGGAGGUGCAUAACCGGAGAACGAACUUCUUUCUGCUUUCCUUGUCCUCCCUAAGUGGAUGGAUGUUAUGGCUUUGGGAGGGGCUGUCAAAGAGGCAUUAGUGAGUUGUUGCAGUGCAUCUUGUAGGUAGUACACAAUGCAGUCAGUAUCUAUCGUGCAGCAGUGAAGGGAAUGAAUACCAAAUCCCUUCCUAUAGGGCAGAAUCUAAUCUUUGGCCACAGUGUAGAUAACACAGACUGCUGGGGCUUCAUCAACUUGCUUGCCUCGUGAUAUUGUGUUCAGCUAUGAUUUGGCCAGAACCAGUGGCAUUUCUUUAUAGUCCUUUAUAGUUUCUGAAGGAACAUGAUAACAAGAGUCUGCUAUUUAACGUCUUAAGUCUCUUACCAUUUAAUGAAAUGACAGCUGAUCUGUGACUGGGGAAGCACAUAGCUGCCAUCAUGCAAGGUGGUCCUGGAGUCGUCAUCCUGUCUUCAUCCCUCAUACACACACUGUGGUUGGUCAGUGUGUAAUGAGUGGAUUGUGGACAGUAUGGACAGGUGAUGAUGUGACUGUCUUCCAUGGCUGUAAUUAUCUUAAUUCCAACCCAAUGGAAGGCUGGUUUGUUCAGGUGGUGUAUUUUUUAAGGGUUUCUAUUGCCUGUCAUUGAAAGGGGGUCAGUUAGCUCAGUUGGCUGGUUGUGCCCCAGUGAAAUUCAGUGCUCCCUAGGGUGGGGAAGUUCUGAACUCUUUGCUUCGUCUUUUGUGCACAGAUUGUGUGGGAUGAGAAGAAGCAACGAUGGGUGAACCUGAAUGAACCUGAGGAGGAGAACAAGCCUCUUCCUCCUCCGCCAAGUUUCCCAGUGACUGCCCCUACACCUGCCUCAAGUUCUAUUCCCUCAGCCGCACCAGCACCCUCAAGUGGCCCUCCACCUAGGAACAGGUUCUCCAUGAAAGCAGGUACGAAAGGUCGAUAUGUGGAUGUCCUGAAUCCCAGUGGAUCACGGCCUGGUGGAGUUCUGAUGCCCCCAGUGGACCUGUUUGCCCCCUUGGCACCUAUGCCGAUCCCCACCAAUCUCUUUGUACCGAUGUCAGGUGAGGGGUCUCAGCCUUCAGAAGGAAACCCAGGAGAGACCUCGCAGCCUGUGGAACAGGCAAACGCUGAGGCAACCGCACAGCCCCAGAUAUUUAACCCGAUACCAAAUGCUGAUUCUUCACCACCUGAGCCUGACAAUUUGCAGCAUGGAGAGACUGCUGCUCAGCCUGCGCAUGGCGGCCCUGCAUCAGGAGCCGUUCAGUUUUACAACCCUGCCCAGUUCCCCCAGCCCUCGGCAGGAACGACAGGCUCUCGACCAGGAAGGUUCGGGCAAAGGAAGUAUCCGACAUUAAACUGAAAGUCUUAGAAUGAGCUCUGAAAUGAAUGGAAUUUUAAACCCCUACUGGGGACAAUGCAGGUGAUGUGCUGUAAUGUUUGCAGUUACAAAUGAUUAAACUGGAGUGGUGUGUCAUUUAAAUAGUUCUUGCCCUUGAUGAGGUCUCCAGAAAUGCCAAUAAUUACGUAUCCUUUUGAGGGCCAGUUGAGGGACUAAAAUCUGAUGUGGGAAAUGUAAUUGUUUAUUCCUGGUUUAGCCAUUUAAAUAAUAAAACCCAGUUUGACAAGAGCUGUAGCUACAUGGCACAAAUUACAAUGCAAUGUGAUCUAAGAAAAAAAUAACACACUCCAAAAGUGACUGUAAAUGUCAGAGCAUCAAUUGCAAAGUGAAAUUGGUGUCGACCAGAUCCUGGCACAUCCAGAAAGAUGUUCAGCAUCAAGUGAUUCUUUAAUUGCUAUAACUGUUCCAUUUUAAAUGAGAAAAGUUUGUUUGGAAGGGUGGGGGGGGUAGGUUGGGGUAAGGGAAGAGAAAUGCUGGAUUGUCCCUGAUAAUUUGUAUUCAGAUAAUAUAUAUAAAAGGCUGCUGUAUGAGUAUUGUAUAGCCAGACCCAUCUGUUGUACAUUAAUACUUUAAAAUAUCUGGAGGACUGUGUGAAUAAAUAUUAACAUGUGCAAUAUCAGUGCUAUCUUUCUCUUAUUCUGGGAGAAGAUCCAAUGGACAUGGGAGAAGAGAACGUGCAGAUGAGUCGGGAGGGGCUUGGUCCCCUCAAAGGAUUACCCCCCACCUCCCCUCCCAGCACCCUGUCUCUCAAACAGUAUUUUGAAGGUGCUUUGACCAAUUGCAAUAUUUGAAACCGCCACAGAGAUGCAGUGUAAUUUGGGAAUAAUUUUGUAUGGAAUGAAAUCUGAUCUCAAUGCCCUCAAAUAAUGUGAUUUUUGCCUCCAAUGCCACUUAUCUAUAAUGCACCUCAAUCCCAUGUAAUUUAGCACCCUCUGUACCCUCUCAUGUAGACUGCACAAUAUUUCAAACUCAGAUUCUUCUCUCGCCUGAGAAGUUUAUUUUCUUGUUUUAAGGAUGCACACUGUAAAUUGUUGAAAGGAAAUAAAAUAUUUUGCGUUCUGGAACAUUUUCAA
This is a messenger RNA of Rhincodon typus (whale shark), 3115 nucleotides long. RefSeq names its product protein transport protein Sec16A-like. NCBI's taxonomy places the organism in Eukaryota, Metazoa, Chordata, Chondrichthyes, Orectolobiformes, Rhincodontidae. The transcript is spliced from 7 exons. The coding region runs from base 1560 to 2003 and encodes 147 amino acids. The record is from RefSeq and is a predicted model, not a curated record.